Hypanus sabinus (Atlantic stingray) is the source of this 5305-nucleotide messenger RNA. RefSeq names its product leucine rich repeat containing 17 (gene lrrc17). Bases 272 to 1522 code for a protein of 416 amino acids. Gene Ontology annotation, cellular component: plasma membrane. NCBI's taxonomy places the organism in Eukaryota, Metazoa, Chordata, Chondrichthyes, Myliobatiformes, Dasyatidae. The record is from RefSeq and is a predicted model, not a curated record. The transcript has 4 exons. Gene Ontology annotation, molecular function: protein binding.
CUAAAAGCUGGGAUUGUUAGCCACCAUCGAAGAAUAUAGUUUCUCAUAGCAGCAGAGAAGUUCUAUACACCAACCUCAGUACAACCUGAAAUGUCCAGAUAAACGAGCUUGUGGCAGCCCUUCCCUGUGGCAAGACUGCCUUGCAAGGAAAAACGUGUUUAAAUCAGUCCAAAGUCAAAAACACUUAAGGCUACCUUGGCUCUCAAAUUUCAUUGGAUUCCUCUGUCCUAUCAAGUCAUCACUUGGUUACAGGGACCAUCUGGAUGUCAGGAUGCAAGUGGUUAGGAUUAUUAUGUUACUCCUUCUUUGUAGAGCAGCUGAGUUCAUGAAAAGAAGAAAUGGCAGCCAAAGAAACAGAAUGAAGAACUGUGGUGAAAAUUGCCUCAGAGACAGAUCCAGUCACGUCAAAAGAUAUGCUCAGUUCCUCAGAACCAAAUGUAGUGCAAGUCUGUAUGUGAAUGAGAAACUUUUAACUUGUCAAGAUCAGCAGCUCAUUACAGUUCCUCGUAAUUUGCCAGUGGAUGUUGUCCAUUUACAAUUAGCAGGAAAUAAAAUUGAAAUUUUAAAAAACUUUACAUUUUUGACAUUAAAAAAGUUGAAGAGCCUUGACUUGCAACGGAAUGCCAUAACAAGUAUUGAAGCAGAUGCUUUUGAUGGCUUGGAUGAACUAGAAACACUAUUGCUGCAGCACAAUGAAUUACAAUUUAUUGUAGAGGACAUCUUUAUUCCUAUCCCUAAACUAGAAUACCUGCGUAUCUAUGGCAACCCCUGGAAUUGCAGCUGUGAACUAGAACAAAUAGUUAGGAAGUUACAGAUACCUGGCCAACGAAAUUUAGGCACCUUGGCCAAGUGUAAAAGUCCAAAAGAAUUAGCUGGUUAUAAACUGAAGACUGUCAAUGUGAGCUUGCUCUGUUCUAAAGAUCAGCUUCCUGCACCAGUACUUACUCCUCCUGAUUCCACAGAAUGCAACAUUUACAUUUUUCCAAAGUCAAGAAUAGACUGUCAAAAUAAAGAUUUGGAAAAUGUUCCCAAAAACAUACCUGAUGAAGUACUGGAAAUUGAUCUUUCAAGAAACAAAAUCAAGCGAUUGGAUGCCAGGAAUUUCAUGAAAUUUAAAGAAUUAGAACUAUUAAAUCUCAGCAGCAAUGCAAUAGAUCACAUAAAUCCUGCUGCCUUUGUUGGUCUUCUCCGUCUGAAGGAACUGGAUCUAUCUGGAAAUCUUUUAUAUAACUUUGAAUAUGGAGUCUUGGAGCACCUCUAUUUUAUCGAGAGGAUAGUUCUUACCCAAAACAGGUGGAGGUGUGAUUAUGAGAUCCACUACUUGGCUUAUUGGCUGCAAGUUCACUACACUGUGGAGUUUGAAGGCCUUGAAUGUACAGAGCCCAGUGAAUACAAGGGCUGGACUGUGCAGCGUUACAUUAAAAAAUAUUAUGAGGGUUGCCCCAAAGAAAAGUCAGUAGCAGAUUUUGAUCCUUAUGAUUCUGAUAAGUUAGAAGAGGAAGAAACCAGAAAGAUACCUUGAUAUGUUGAAGUUUUAAAUAUUUCAUGCUUGUCCUUUAAAUAUGAGAUAGAAUAUGUAUAUAACCAAAUUUCAUACAGGCAUUAGAUAUGUCAAAAUCACAUUGUUCUAGUCUGUAUAGGUUAGUAUAAAGGGUUCAUAUUACACACAUUCCACCUCAUUCAUGGAAUUUCAAUAAGCUUUUCCUGAUACAGCAUUAGUACUGAGAAAGUUGAUACUUAUAUAUCUUAUUGUAUGGCUGCAUUUCUCAUGAAACUUUGUAAGGUAUCAUAUUCUUUGUUGCAAUUUAGAAAGCUGCAUGUUUGUAGCAUAAUAAAGAAUACACCAGCUAAAGAUAUUAUACUUUCUAGUCAAUAAGCACCUUUCAAUGCCUUAUUAUUUUGUGCUGUUAUGAUAUUGUACCAUGCAUUGAAAAGUUUUACAAGUUGUUUUUAUGUAUCUAUGUAAAGAAACAAACAGAAAAUCCCAUUUAAUUUCUGUAUUGUUAUUCAUGAAUUCAGAUUUCAUAGCCAGACUUUUUAUACAGGCAGUCCCCAGGUUAUGAACGAGAUCCGUUCCUAAGCCUGUCUUUAAGUCAGAUUUGUACGUAAGUCAGAACAGGUACAUCCAGUCUUAUUUAGCGUCAGUUAGUCAAAUGUUUGUCUUAGUAUAUAGUAUAUAUUUUUCCUUUCUAUGCAUAUAAAACACUUAAGAAACACUUCCAAAUACACUAAAACAUCUUAAACAUAAUAAUAUAGUACAUAAUAAUAAUAAUACAGUAAUAAUAAAAGUAACUACGUACAGUUUCAUUGAUGUCUUGCAUACCGGAAGGGGCAUUGGUGAGGUAACGUUAUGAUGGACCUGGUGCUAGAGUCAGGGAUUGAUUCUGCUGCUGGAGAGGUGGGGUUUAAUACUGGAGUCAAUUUCUUGAAGUAGGUAUCAAGGGAGGCUUGUACAGAGCUUCUCUUUUUCUCGUCAUAAAUGGCUUUAUAGCAGCUGAGGUCCUUGGUAUCUGCACGGUAAACUUCGGUGAACCUCUCUGUAUUAGGAUCUCUAACUUUGCCAUCUCUACUUCAAUGAGACAAAAGGCUUCAGCUAACUCUUUCGUCACAAACUUUUUCAGUUCAGGAGUUCCUAGGUCCUUCAAAUGCAAUCAUCUGCUGCUCUAGUUCCAUAAGGUCUUCAUUAAAAUGGUGGACAGCGUUCUCCUUCCUCGAGCCAAUGAACCACUAAAGCCGUGCAAUGUUUUCAUGAGUGUCACAAUGUAGUGCGUGCAUUCGUUAUUAUGAACCAUUGUAUUUAACUCAAAUUUUCAAUAUAAUAGGCUUAAUGGCAGUCUGUCCAUAAGUACGUCCAUAAGUCAGACGUUUGAAACUCGGGGACUGCCUGUAUAUUUGUUUUUCUCUUUGCCCCAGCUUUUACCUGAUUAUCUUAAUUUUUCUCACAGUACAAUGGUGGCAGUCAUGGCAGUGACCGUACUCCUGAUAUUGGAAAAUGUAACCAAAAAUCUGUAAAGCUGUAGAAUGUUUCCUUUGCCAACGGACAUGAAACUCCCAGUGGGUUCUGGUUAAUUGGGACACAUCGAGACCUGUACAUUUUGGCCCAAUUAAACAGUUGCCCCAAUGAGCUGAAGUUUCGUUGAAAGAGUUAAAAAGGUAUUUUUAAAAAACUACCAUUUAACUGAGUAACAAAUUAUGUAUUUAAACAUAAUACUGUAAGAAAAAAAUAGAACACUAGCAAUACUACAACAGCACUUUAAAACUGUGUAUUAAUUCCUAAAAUUCACUGACAGUGGACUUAACCAUUAUAAGCUGCUGAGAACAAAAUCAGUGCAAACACCUAGUGUAAGUAAAUUAUCCAUUGCUUUCUCUGAACCCGGUAGUGUUGUGUGUUUGUAGCCAAGGGAAUGGUUCAGCACAUUACAAUUAAAAAGGGCUGUUUCAUCAGCCUUGUAGAUAUCAACUGAACAAAAUCUUUGAGGCAAGUCAGGGAGUUUUGUAGACUUGUUUCUGCACUUACAGCAUCAGCACUAUCUUUCUUCCUGAAUUUAAUGUGGUGCCAACAUUUCCAUUGAUACAACUAUCUGUUGCUUUAAAAUCUUUAUGACCAACAUUUGGCUAGCUCCUCUGACUCGUCUUUAUAAUAUUGGCAUACGUGCACACACACAGACACACAUACAUGCCUCCUGCAGUUACAAUGGAAAACCAUUGAUUGAAUCCUCCUCAACAUCUGGAUUUUUACUUUCAUGCUUUCAUUUUUGGGAUGUUCCCUGUUGUCCUUCACACAAUGAUCAUUCUUCACACAAUUUAUCUUACAGGUGUAUCAAGCAUGCAGCUCUAGAUUUUGGCUCUCCACUUAUCUCGGCCAGCCGGUGAUUCCCAUCCCUAUUCUCACAUGUCAGUCAUUGGCCUCCUCUUGUGCCAAGAUGAGGCCACCCUCAGGGUGGAGGAGCAACACCUUAUAUUCCAGCUGGGUAGCUUCCAACAAGAUGACAUGAUAACAACACACACAAAACGCUGGUGGAACACAGCAGGCCAGGCAGCAUCUAUAAGAAGAAGCACUGUCGACUUUUUGGGCCGAGACUCUUCAUCAGAUGGCAUGAUUAUUGAUUUCUCCUUCCAAAAAAAAAUUUCCCCUCCCACCAUCCUCUAUUCCCCACUCUGACCUUUUGCCUCUUCUCAUCUUCGUAUCAAUUCCCCUUGGAUCCCGUCCUUCAUCUCUUUUUCUUAUAGUUUACUCUCCUCUCCUAUCAGAUUCCUUCUUCUCUUGCCCAUGACCUUUCCCAGCCACCCAGCUUCACCUAUUACCUUCCACUUCACUUCUUUCCCCUUCCCCCCACCUUUGUAUUUUGGCAUCUUCCCCCUUCCUUGUCAAUCUUGAUGAAGGGACUCGGCUCAAAAACAUCAAAUGUUUAUUCAUUUCCACAGGUGCUGCCUGUUCCUUCAGUAUUUUGUAUGUGUCACUUGGAUUUCCUGCACCUGAAUAGUGACAAUGAGUAGUGUUAGGCAGAUGGAUUUUAAUUUGGUCCAGUAGGGUAAUUUUUUUUGGUUAGUGUCAAAUCUUUUUGUGACAUCUUGGUAAGGAUCUGAAGUUUUUAAAGUCAAAAUAGAAAACAAAAUUAUCAAAAAUCACUGCUUUUUUUAAUCAGCAUCCAUUAGUCCAAACAGAUAACAUAAUACAAGCACAUGCAACAGAUGCUAUUUAAAAACUGUUCAUUUUAAACAGUGCUGUGUCUAAUGGCCACACAAAUGGAUGCGACUGAUGCUAGUUGGAAACUGUUUGGCAACAGUCUCCUGUUCCAAAUAAAUUAAAGGAAUCCCAGCUAUUUUCUCAAUUAGUUUUUGUUCUUUAAGAGUUGUCCCAAGUAAGUGACUCCCCAAUUAACAGAUGGCCCAAUGAACCACUAUAUUUUAACUCAAAUGCUACAUUGCAUUGAGUAUUAGUUUGGAGUAAAAUGAUGAAAGUAGCAAUUACAGAAAAGUGUCAAAAGAACAAAGUAAAAUUCAAAAGAUGGAAUAAUAGUUUUGAUCUUACAUAACUUGUAAAGAUCAUAUUCAAAGAAUUUUGAAAGGACAUAACUAUUAGUAAAAGGGGCUCAUCUCUGCCUUCAAAAAGAGCAAAUGUGAAUCAGCAGUAAAUGUUGACCUUGCCAGCAAUAGACUCGUCUUAUAAAUAGCUGUUAAAAAAAUAAUCAAUGGCAGCAUUCAAGAGUUAAAAGCUAGCCUUGCAAUUAAAAAUCUUACUGUGAGAUUAAAAUGUAUUGUAUCUUGGUGUCCUUAAUUGAAUGUAAGAUCCUGUAUUUUGACA